AUGCUCUCAACUAACUCUACACAUUCAGCGGCGCGCAUGAAUAUCACUAGAUCACGCACGGGUUGCGCUGUGUGUUAUCAAAAGCCUCUGCGCUGGAAAGGCGGAUCAAAGUCUCCGCCAAAGGAUCCUCCUGAGACGCCUGCCGAUGCUACUGUUGAUGAUACCGCCGCCUUACCCCCUCAGCAACCUCUACCAAGUCCAAUAUAUGCGUCUUAUCAACCUCCACCAUUACAACGCCAACAACAACCCCCGCACCCGCCUCCGCCUCAACCCCAAACACAACCACAAUCUCAACACUCGGGACAAUUUGUCAAUAGUUAUUAUGAUCAAGGACUUUUAGAUCAUCUCUCUAAUGUCAUCGACGCGGGAUGUAUCGAGUCUCGAGGGCAGGAACCCUUGGAUGGUUCAAUGCCUUUGAUGCAAUUCACCGAUGAUAUGUUACAUCUAUAUCCGGACCAAUCACUCGGACAAACGCCAGAUAAUGUUUCCCCAGAGCAAACUGACGACAGGCUCUGGUCAACUACCACAAUGGAACCGCCACAGGUAUACUCACAGGCCUUGACAAGAGUAGAACCCUCAAACCAGGCUUCUGAGCAAGUUAUCGAAAUGCCAUUAGCUCAAGCUCUCCAGGACCAUUCCUCUGUACUUGUCGAAUACUACUUUAAGGAAGUAUGCGGAAUGAUGUCCUGUUACGACAGCCCGAUGAACCCUUAUCGAACCACCAUCUCAAACAUGUGGUCCGGAUCACAGUCUCUCUACUAUAUUACGCAGAGUAUGGCUGCCGCAUGUCUAUCAGAAGUUUCGCCUACCUUUGCGUCGGUUGGCCAUCGACUAAGAGACCAAGCCAUGAUAUGCUUGUCCAGGGAAGCCAAGAUUGCCGAAUUAGAAACGUCGUCUCUGUUGGCCUUAGUCAUGUUGGGAAUGAGUCUUUCAUGGCAUGAUCCGGAUAGUCUCGGCCAGCCUCAAUUCGAUGUCCUUGCUCGAAAGGUUAUAUCUGCCGAAGCGCGCGGAGAUCCGCUUGCGUUGGCCGACAAGAAGAAGGAGUUUUUCUUCUACAACUCGCUGGUGUAUUGGAAAAUGCUGCUUUCUUUUGUGACAGAUUUGGACCCAAACACAAGGAUUGCUGCACCGCAGCCAGUUCCACCGGACUCUCUCGAUAUGCACGAACCUCGCAUGCCUCAUCCUCAGACAGGUAUCGGUAUUGAAGUGCAGGAGUUAGUUGCCAGUGUGGGUAGCCUUGUACGGAAAGAACGAAAGCGAUUACGCACCCGACGUUUUGUUUCCAAGGACGAUAUUCAACAGGCUCAGGACGCAAUUUUAGCUUCGGAACAGCUGCAUGCGGAGCUUUGUGCAAUUGAGCUACCCCAAGAGGGCGAUAUUGUCGAUGCUGGCGACGACUUGACCCCAGCCAUUCACCUAGUCAAUAUUGCCGAAGCUUAUCGAUGCACGGGGCUACUUCAGUUAUACCGAAACUUCCCGGAUCUUUUGUUACCAUAUGCACAAUCAGCGCACUUUAUGACGGGCUCACCUGAUUCAUCAGGUUCUUAUCCAGAUGAGAGGGCUUUUGCAGAUACGUGGUUGACCUGCUUAGCUCUCCAUGUGCUAGACUUGGUCAAAGAUAUUCCUACGACAUCUCGAAGCAGGUCUAUCCAGCCGUUGCUGUUUGUGAGUAUCUGUAGUGAGCUCUCGAUGUGUCGCUCGUACUGCUCAAUUUCAAAUCUGCAAAGAUCUCCCGUGGCGAGCGUAGCAGCCAGUCCACGGUUUAGGGCGCCAUUGAAUGGAUUGGAAGUCCUUCAAGCAAGAAAGAUAGUUCUUGCCCGUCUUUCCGCUUUUGAAAAUAUCUUGGCUGCUAAGCCGAUUCGGCGAAUGCUGAUGUUGGUCAAAAAGACGUGGGCUUGCAUGGACGAGGAUAAGAAGGAUACGUACUGGAUGGAUGUUAUGAUGGAUAACGGAUAUGAAACGUUGAUGGGCUGA
Messenger RNA from Fusarium venenatum, 1974 nucleotides. The record is from RefSeq and is a predicted model, not a curated record. Lineage: Eukaryota; Fungi; Ascomycota; Sordariomycetes; Hypocreales; Nectriaceae.